Molecule: messenger RNA, 312 nt
Organism: Microsporum canis CBS 113480
Lineage: Eukaryota; Fungi; Ascomycota; Eurotiomycetes; Onygenales; Arthrodermataceae
Exons: 3
Coding region: 1-312 (103 amino acids)
Source: RefSeq, a predicted model, not a curated record
AUGGCUCUCGCCCAGCGGUCAACGGGCCGAAGGCACGAAACAAGGAGAAGGUCUGGUGACGAGAGGCCUGGCCAGGUCGGUGGAGACGGUGUGGGGAAGCGCGAGCGGAUGGCCGAAAGGGGCAAUCCGGGGUGCCGGGGGAUAUGUAGUUACAGAGUAGUGUCGGAUACUGGACUAUCUAUCUUCUCUAGCAAGGAAAGGCAGAAGACAAAGAGUGUCCGUCAAGCUGAACUGGAGGUGUGUACCCAAACCGUUGGCCAGGAUGGCGUUGCCUCUUCGGCAGCUUUGACCCGACCACCUCCUACUAUGUAG